Theileria orientalis strain Shintoku is the source of this 759-nucleotide messenger RNA. RefSeq lists its product as hypothetical. NCBI's taxonomy places the organism in Eukaryota, Apicomplexa, Aconoidasida, Piroplasmida, Theileriidae. The record is from RefSeq and is a predicted model, not a curated record. The transcript has a single exon. Bases 1 to 759 code for a protein of 252 amino acids.
AUGAGACCAGUAUUAAAAGAUUCAUUACCUAAAAUAGAUCUUGAUCUUACCAUUACUAAAACCUAUAGACAGGGUCACCAUUAUGUUAAAGUUUAUCAAUUAAGAAGUUAUGGCCACUAUCCAGUGUUUACCCAAAUUUAUCAGAAGGAUGGACCAUUUGAUAUUGGAACAGUAAAAGUAGACGGAGAACAUAGACUGAAAAUUGAUAAAAAGAAUGUGAGUAUGGUAACCGUCUAUUAUGGUGAAAAAAACAGGAUUGUGAUGUUUGAAACGUUAUACUAUAGUGAAAGAAAUAUGACUGGAAGCGAAAUGAAACUUGUCCACAGAUACCACGCUAGAGAUCCGGUUACCAAUGCAAGUGUAGGCCAAACCAUGGGUGGAGAUAAAGAUUCUUGCUGGAGGGAAUACAUGUAUAAAGAUAACGAUACAAUAGAAAUGGAUAAUUUUGAUAGAGUGAUUGACGCUCUUAUGAAGAACAAACGUCCACUUAACAGAAUAGAUGCAUCCGGUAUAUACUUUCAAAUUGUUAGAACACAUGAGCAUCGUGAUAAAAUUUGUGGUUACUGUAAGCCGGUUGAAAAUCAAGUAACACAAGAAGAAAUUGAAAAUUACGAUGACAUAGAGGCUCAGAUUGUUGAAGAGGAAGGUGGAUUUUUUGAAUUCUUUACUUCAAGUAAUGGAAUGGUAACUGCAGUUGCAACUGGGUCCGUAGGCGGAGCUGCAAUCGGAGGCACUCUCAUCUACAUGGUAGCAUCAUAA